AUGGAGGCAGAGUUGCUGGAUUGGGAGCUUGUGCAUGGCUCCGACACCGAAUCAACUGAUUCAAUCGCCUCGGAGAAGAAAUCGGGGAGCUCAAGUGUAAUAAUCGAUGAUGGUGAGGUCAAGGUGAGUGAUGAUGAGAUCGAUGAUGAUUCUCAUAUUGAGGACACAACCGAGUGUUUGUCCGAAAAAGAUCAUCUCCAAGUUGCGGAUGCUGGAGAAGGUAUUGAGGAUUACCAACCGGUUUCUGGAGACUAUGAUGUUGAAGAGGAGAUUGGAUCUGAUAGUGAAGCAGUUGAGGAAAGUGGAGCUAAUGCUGUGGCUGUAGACUCUAGUAAAAGAAGAGAGACAGUUUGGUGGAAGAUGCCGUUUGUGCUUGUCAAGUACUGUGCUUUUAGGAUUGGUCCUGUCUGGUCUGUCUCUAUGGCUGCAGCCGUGAUGGGUUUUCUUCUCCUCGGACGCAGACUCUACAACAUUAAAAACAAACCUCAAAGGAUUCAUCUUAAAGUUGCUAUCGAGUAUAAGAAGGUGUCGCAGGUGAUGAGUCAGGCAGCCCGACUCAAUGAAUCCUUCACAGAGGUAAGAAGGGUCCCUCUGAUCCGCCCUGCUCUCCCAGCUCCUGGUGCAUGGCCAGUUUUGAGCCUUAGAUGA
Molecule: messenger RNA, 648 nt
Organism: Eruca vesicaria subsp. sativa (arugula)
Lineage: Eukaryota; Viridiplantae; Streptophyta; Magnoliopsida; Brassicales; Brassicaceae
Source: the annotation of a GenBank genome assembly